Molecule: messenger RNA, 1675 nt
Organism: Telopea speciosissima
Lineage: Eukaryota; Viridiplantae; Streptophyta; Magnoliopsida; Proteales; Proteaceae
Product: probable CoA ligase CCL9
Exons: 4
Coding region: 56-1642 (528 amino acids)
Biological process (GO): fatty acid metabolic process
Molecular function (GO): medium-chain fatty acid-CoA ligase activity
Source: RefSeq, a predicted model, not a curated record
UCAUCUCCCGUCUCACUCUCUGUCUCUUGUAAUUCGUCUCUUCCAUAGAGUAGAAAUGGAGAAUCUCACCCUCACUGGUUUGUUGAAGAAAGCCGCCGAAGAAUUCCCUUCCCGGCGAGCUCUCUCUGCUUCCGGUAAGUUCGAUCUAACACAUACUCGAUUGCAAGAACUGAUCGAACAAGCCGCCUCUCGCCUUGUAGCAUUCGGCAUUAAACCUGGUGAUGUCGUCGCUCUUACCUUCCCUAAUACAGUCGAGUCUGUGAUUAUGUUCUUGGCUGUAAUCCGAGCACGAGCCACAGCCGCUCCACUCAACUCAGCUUACACACAGGACGAGUUUGAUUUCUACCUUUCCGAUUCUGAAUCGAAGAUCCUCUUAACAUCAAAAGAAGGAAAUCCGUCUGCGCAAGCCGCCGCUUCGAAACUCAAUAUUCCUCACGCAACCGCUUCGCUAUCUCCGGAAGAAGGCGGCAUGAAUCUGUCCUCUUCGUCGCUGACCGAUUCAAACAUAGACUCGGAGCUUAAAUCGGUGUCUCAGAUCGUGAACGAAGCAUCCGACGUGGCACUCUUCCUCCAUACCUCAGGCACAACGAGCAGACCUAAAGGUGUACCGCUGACUCAACUGAACCUCGCGUCGUCGGUGCAGAAUAUCAAAUCUGUCUACAAACUGACAGAAUCGGACUCAACCGUAAUCGUACUCCCGCUAUUUCACGUGCAUGGCUUACUCGCCGGGUUACUGAGUUCACUCGUUGCCGGAGCUGCCGUGUCACUUCCCGCGGCGGGCCGAUUCUCAGCUUCUACGUUCUGGUCUGAUAUGAUUACAUACAAUGCCACUUGGUACACAGCGGUCCCUACGAUUCAUCAGAUCAUCCUAGAUAAGCAUCUGAGCAAGCCCGAGCCGGCUUACCCGAAGCUGAGGUUCAUAAGGAGCUGCAGCGCGUCGCUUGCACCGGCUUUAUUGAGUCGGCUGGAGGAGGCAUUCGGGGCUCCAGUGUUGGAAGCUUACGCUAUGACGGAAGCUUCACAUCAGAUGUCGUCAAACCCGUUGCCAGGGGAUGGUCCGCAUAAACCGGGUUCAGUUGGGAAGCCGGUGGGGCAAGAGAUGGCGAUACUGGAUGAAAACGGUGUGCCACAACCGGCGCAGGUUAGCGGAGAGGUAUGUAUAAGGGGAUCGAACGUAACCAAUGGGUACAAAAACAACCCUGAAGCCAAUAAAUCGGCUUUCAGCUUUGGAUGGUUCCACACCGGAGAUAUCGGCUUUAUAGAUUCUGAUGGUUAUUUGCAUCUCGUCGGCCGCAUUAAGGAGCUAAUCAACCGGGGAGGGGAGAAGAUAUCACCAGUGGAGGUGGACGCAGUGCUUUUGUCGCAUCCGGACGUGGCUCAGGCGGUAGCUUUUGGAGUCCCCGACGAUAAAUAUGGUGAAGAGAUAAAUUGUGCCAUAAUCCCUAGAGAAGGGUUGAAACUAGAGGAAGAAGAGGUACUUAGGUAUUGCAAGAAAAAUCUGGCAAGUUUCAAGGUCCCCAAGAAAGUCUUCACAACUGAUACUCUCCCCAGGACUGCGACCGGAAAGAUCCAACGUCGAAUUGUAGCUGAACACUUCCUUGCUCAAAUCUCUACUGCUAAAUUAUCCAAAUAUGGAGCAUAAUAUUUCACAGAUUUCUAUAUUUUCUUUCUUAAA